AUGAUGUCGCGCGACAGGAGAGUCACGCAGGGGGAGGCGCAAGGGUGGGUGCGCAUAGGGGGGGCUAAAGCGGAAGCCUUGCGUGUGCGCGUGGGGCGGAGAUGGGCGGAAGACGAGGAAAACGUGGAGGCGGAAGCGGAGGAGGCGCUGGGGGAGACGCUAGCACAGAAAAGGCGGAGGUUUGCGCGUAAUGUGGAGCGCAUGAAGGGGGAUGCAGCGCGCAGGCGGAAGCUGGCAGAGAAAGGGCUUCCGCCGCCCCCCCUUGGCGCGCCGGACAACGGGCUGCUGGUCCUGCGGCUGGUGCGCGUGGCGCAUCGCACUCUCGCGCUGUGGCUGUCCCUUCAGGUGAAGAUCCCUAGGCUGCUGGAGAAAGUGCCGGCGCAUGCGUGCAGGUAUGGGCGCAUGGGCGCAUGGGAGCGUGUAGAGGUCUCCAUUGCCCGCCACCCCCAUGCCAUCCGCAACUGCAAGGGUCCAAAGGGGCACAUUCGGUCGGGCAGUCUGGGCAGCCAUGAAUGGGCGCCUGCCACGCCCUCUGACAUCCUCCCGGUCAUCGAAAGUUUUCACCUGCCCGAUCGUCUGCGCCCCCGCGUACCGGACGAGUCGAGAUUUGACGUGGAGAGGAUACCAUCUGUCAUAGAGCUGUGCGUUCAGGCGGGUGUGGACUUGCCAGGCCUGCGCACCGUGCGUCGAACCGAUCCUGUGCACACCGCCAGGCCCGGCACCACCAGGCCAGGCUUGGAGAGCGAAUGGGCGUCAGGAGUGUCUAGCAGGGGAGCUUAUAAGGAGGAUGAGAGGGAUGUGGUGAAGGCGAUUCUAGAGAUGGCUGAGAUGGAAGCAGUGGGGGCAGAGGUGAUGUGGGAUGAAGGGUCUAGGGGAAAGAUGAGGAGAGGGGAGGAGGGGUGGAGAGGGGUCAUGGAGGAGGGUGGGAGAGGGAGGGAGGAGGAGAAGGAUGAUGGGGACAGGAUUGAGAUAGGGUUGGAGAGGAGAAGCGACCGAGAGGCUGAUAGGGAGGAUAAAAGGAAGGGAGAGGAGGAACAGGACGGGAAGGAGAGAGGAGGGGAUAUGGAGGUGGCGGAGGAGGCGUUGAGGGAGUGUGAGGAGGUGAGGGAAGGCGUGGAGAGGGUGAUGGGCAAGUACCCUGUGAUGGUGUGUGGGUACUGCCCUGAGGUGCACGUGGGUGCUGCCGGCCACAAGCCCUCCUCUCACCCCACCCUCUUGUCCGCAGGCGCGCCUAUGCAACGCCUCCAAGCAGCAGAGGCGACACGAGUUGAAGAGCUGACAAAAGCUCACAACUCACCAUACACGCUCCUUCUCCCUGCCUUCCCUGCUCCAAGGUGCGCCUGUGCAACGCAUCCAAGUAGCAGUGGUGCCACGGGCAGCAUGGGCUACAGCCAGCUCUACUCCCCUUCCCCUUCACCCCCUGUUGCUUCACUACUCAAACCCUUCCCCACUCCACCCAUUCAUCCCCAGGUGCGCCUCUGCAAUGCCUCCAAGCAGCAGUGGCGGCACGGGCAGCACGAGUGGUAG
Closterium sp. Naga37s-1 is the source of this 1527-nucleotide messenger RNA. The record is from the annotation of a GenBank genome assembly. NCBI's taxonomy places the organism in Eukaryota, Viridiplantae, Streptophyta, Zygnematophyceae, Desmidiales, Closteriaceae.